This is a messenger RNA of Zingiber officinale, 5044 nucleotides long. Its product is annotated as protein transport protein SEC16A homolog. Bases 492 to 4769 code for a protein of 1425 amino acids. The record is from RefSeq and is a predicted model, not a curated record. Gene Ontology annotation, cellular component: ER to Golgi transport vesicle membrane; endoplasmic reticulum exit site. Lineage: Eukaryota; Viridiplantae; Streptophyta; Magnoliopsida; Zingiberales; Zingiberaceae. The transcript is spliced from 14 exons. Gene Ontology annotation, biological process: autophagy; COPII vesicle coat assembly; Golgi organization.
GAAAACAAACAAAUCGAGAGGAAAAAGAAAAAGUUUGGACCCGGGGAAGAAACGGCGAGCGCAAGGUGGGAUUGUGUGACGUCGGUUGGAUCGCAAUCGAGGUUUCGUUCUCUUUUCACUUCUCUCCUCUCAGAUCUGUGCGCACCUGAUUCCUCUACGAUUCGGUCGUCUUGUCCGGUGUAUGGAGGUGGGGGAAAUUCCUCGAUCCUGCGUGUCGUGGAUACCUGAAUUCUAGUGUUGAUUGAGAAGCCGGAUUUUGGGAUACGGUUGGAGAUCCGCUAGGGUUCUGUAUGCAAUUUUCUCUCGAAUUGAAGCUGCAGUCACGGACUUUGAUCUUCUGUUAGCUUGUUUUUUCGUAGGUUUGAUUCGGUAAGGGAUAAUUCGGCUGGAACUAAGUCGGUUGUUCGGUGGAUCAGGAAAAUUGCUCUGCCAGCGGUAGGAGAAAAAAGGAGCGAACUUUACUUCGAUAGCUUUGCUUUGUCGAGGAUCAAAUGGCAUCUUCCUCUCCUUCUCAUGUGGUAGAUCAGACUGACGACGACCAUGAUUUCUUCAAUAAUCUAGUGGAUGGAGAUUUUGGUGGGAAUGGAUCUCAUAUUCGUUCCAAAGAAAUCGCGAGAGAUUUAUCUAACCUCAGUCUUGAUGAUACUGGUACGUUUGUGGAUGAUCCUGAUGAUGCUGGAUUAAUUUCAGAAUCAAAUGGUCCACAAAAAAGUGAAACAUUGCAGCUUGCAGGUUAUCCAGAAGAUUAUUUGGCUUCUCAUGAUAGUCCCACUGUGAAUUAUUCACCAGACAAGGUAGCCACAUCAGAAAGUUCUUCUGCGAGCAUUCUUGAGACUGCAAUGCAAAGCACAUCGCCAACUAAUAAUGCUGGAUCUAGGGGAACGUGUAUAAAGCAGGUUCAGUGGAGUGCCUUCAGUCUUGGCACACAACAGUCUGACAAUGUUGGGUUGGAAACUUCUUCAGAUUUCUUUGUUGAGAAUGUCAAUCCAUCUGACAAAUUGAAUUCAAAUGCUGAUUUUAAUUUUCUCCAUGUGGAAAAUCAAGUUAAAAACGUGGACACACACACAAAUUCCCAGAAUAAUCAAGAGUCACAGCUUUUCAGUUCAGUUAUUGAUCAGAACACAGGUGGUGUAGAUGCACAAUACUGGGAGAGACUUUACCCUGGUUGGAAGUAUGAUUCAAUCACUGGGCAAUGGUAUCAGUUGGAUGGCUAUAAUGAAAACGUAAUUACACAAGAUAACUAUACUUCAGGAGUAGUUUCACAGGGAAAUUUUAAUGACAAUGCAGAAGCUGCUGCUAACUUGGGUAGUUCAGAAGAUCUAUAUCUUCAGCAGAUUUCGCAGUCAGCCCUGGAGACCAUAGCUGAAGAAAGUACAUCAGCUAAUACUGCUACAACUUACAAUUGGAACAUUGUUUAUCAGGAGAACAUGGAAUUUCCUCCUAAUAUGGUCUUUGAUCCUCAGUAUCCAGGGUGGUAUUAUGAUACCAACACCCAACAGUGGUAUACCCUGGAGUCAUACACUCAGACUACAAAAAUACCAAAUGUAGUUCAGAAUGAGGCUAUUGCUUCAGCUGGCUUCUCAGAAGGGAGCUAUAGUGUAUAUGAUGAAGUUGGUCGACCUGAUCAAAGGACUGAUAUAUCCCUAGGGAGCCAAGAGUUUUGGCACGGGGCUGAUCUAUCAAGCAGCUACUCUCAUCAGCAGAACAUGCUGCAGGCGAAACAAAUUAGUGAAAAUAGAUUUUCUCAUAACCAGCAGAUGCAGAGCUUUUAUAAACCAAGCACUGCUACAAUAACUCGUGCAGAUAAUGACACGGCUCUUCAGACAUUCAAACCAAUGGUGAAUCAUGGUUUUGGCUUGACCAAUGGGGCAAUUAUGCAAUACAACUCUGCCAAUGAAGAAAGUACACAUCCAGUUUAUCUUCAAAAUCUGCCACAUAGUAUGCAACAAAGUAUAUCCAACAGCUUUUUAGGCAAUCAUAACUCAGUUGACUUUCGACAGCCUUCAUUUCAAGAUACAAAGGAUUCUUAUUCCAUGUUUUCUCAUGCUCCUGAUGAAGGCAGAUCAUCAGCUGGGCGUCCUGCACAUGCUUUGGUUUCUUUUGGGUUUGGUGGGAAGCUUGUAGUUACUAAAAAUAGCAACUCUUCUCGAACAAAUUUAGACUAUGGAAUUCAGGAAUAUCCUGCUGGUGCAAUCUCUAUUCUUAACUUAUCUGAGGUUGUGAAGAAUGAACUUGAUGCGUCCAAUUUUGUUUCUGGCACCGUGUUGGAUUACUUCCAUUCUUUGUACAAGCAAAAAUUUCCCGGUCCCCUUGUUGGAGGGAGUGCUUCUACAAAGGAUAUAAAUAAAUGGUUAGAUGAGAGAAUCUUGAGCUAUGAUGGUCCUGUUAUGGAAUUCCACAAAGGGAAAUUUUUGAAGUUGCUUCUUUCAUUGCUCCGAAUAUCAUUGCAGCAUUAUGGCAAACUUCGAUCUCCUUUUGGAUCUGAUCUAUCACUAGAGGAUUUAAAUGGUCCAGAAGAGGCAGUAUGUAAACUUUUUGCUUCCUCUAAAAUUAGUAGUCCUUUUGGAGGUUAUGGUUCCUAUGCUCAUUGUUUGAAUAAUAUUCCACCAGAAAGUCAACUUCAGGCAACUGCCGCUAGGGUACAAAGCCUUCUUGUUUCUGGUAAAAGGAAGGAGGCUCUCCAAUCUGCACAAGUAGGUCAGUUGUGGGGCCUUGCUCUUGUUCUUGCUGCACAGCUUGGAGACAAGUUUUAUGUUGACACAGUGAAGAAGAUGGCACAACAUCAAUUUGCAUUUGGUUCACCUUUACGAUCACUAUGUCUUCUUAUUGCUGGGCAGCCUGCAGAUGUAUUUUCUGCAGACAACGCAGUUAAUUUCUUAUCUAUGGCUUUACCUAUACAGUCGGCAGAGGUUAAAUCCAGUGGUAUGUUGGAUGAGUGGCAAGAAAAUUUAGCAAUUGUAACUGCAAACAGAACAAAAGAUGAUGAAUUGGUAAUUAUUCAUCUUGGGGAUUGUCUGUGGAAAGACAAAGGAGAGGUAACUGCUGCUCACACUUGUUACUUGGUUGCUGAAGCAAAUAUUGAACCAUAUUCGGACAGUGCAAGACUCUGUCUUAUUGGUGCAGAUCACUUGAAGUAUCCAAGGACAUAUGCUUCAGCUGAUGCUAUUCAGCGAACAGAACUUUAUGAAUAUUCAAAGGUGCAAGGAAAUUCCCAGUUUAUCCUACUACCUUUCCAGCCAUACAAGAUAAUUUAUGCCCACAUGCUCGCUGAAGUUGGGAAGAUCCCUGAUUCAUUGAAGUACUGUCAAUCUGCUUCAAAAUUGCUGAAGAGUUCUGCUCGUACUUCCGAGCUUGAAAUUUGGAAGUCAGUGUUAUCCUCUUUAGAGGAUAGACUGCGUAUUCACCAACAGGGUGGUUAUGGUUCAAGCUUGGCUCCUGGGAAUCUAGUUGGAAAGUUGUUUACCACCUUUGAUAGAUCUAUUCAUCGCAUGAUUGGUGCACCAGCAGCACCUCUUCCACCAUUGCCACCGGGGAAUGUAAAUGAUAAAGAAACAUCAUAUUCAGUUGCCCCUAAAGUAUCAAAUAGCCAGUCAACAAUGGCUAUGGAAACAUCAUAUUCUUUAGUUCCAUCAGCAUCAGUGGAGACCAUGACUGAAUGGUCAAGUAAUAAUACUAGUAAAAUUAGGCAUAAUAGAAGUGUUUCAGAACCUGUGUUUGGACAAAUCCCAAAACAGGAUUCGAGCUCAGACGGUGCACAGAGCAAGGCAACAUCUGGUGGCUCGCGCUUUGGACGCAUUGGCUCACAACUUCUACAGAAAACCAUGGGAUGGGUGUCGAGAUCACAUCAACAGGCAAAACUGGGCGAAAGGAACAAGUUCUAUUACGAUGAAAAGCUUAAGAGAUGGGUGGAGGAAGGAGCUGAUCCUCCGGCAGAGGAAGCUGCCCUUCCCCCACCUCCAACAGCAAAAUCAUUCCAGAAUGGUAUGCUGGAUUACAAGAUCAGUAAUACUUUCAAGAGUGAAAGCAUCAUCGAUGAUACUUUCAAGCCAGUAAGUGUUGGCGAUAAGGAAGGACCAGCAGCUGAACCUUUGGCUCCAUCGAAACAGAAAUCUGCAAUACCACCAAUUCCACCCAGCCAAAAUCAGUUCUCAGCACACGGCAAAGUGGGCAUUCGGUCCAGAUAUGUGGAUACAUUCAACAAGGGCAGCGGCGGCGGUGGCCCCUUCACAAAACCUUUCCAGUCACCUGCACUUCCGUCAACAAAACCAUUGGUCAGCACAAAGUUUUUCAUGCCCGCCUCACCACCAUCCAACGAGGAAAGGCCGACUGAUACAGCAAGCGAAAGCAACCAAGAUUCCACUAGUACCACUGGCGAAGAUCCACCUGUGACAAGAGAAGCAUCCUUUUCCCCACCAGCUUCAUCCUCCAUUCCUUCCACUGGCGAAGAUCCACCUGAAUCUGCAACGAGAGCAGCAUCCUUUUCCCCACCAGCUUCAUCCUCCAUUCCCCGGUUCCUGAGCUCGAGCAGCAUUGCACAUCUUGGGAACACAGACUCUGGAGCUGCUUCUUCCUUGGCCAUAUCGAGAGCCACAUCCUGGAGUGGGAAUUAUGAGCUACUCAAUCAAACUACAACAGGCAGGAGGCCAUGGCAGGGUCCUACAAUGUUCUCACCCACUCGCAGUAUGCCAGCCAGCCCAAUUGGCAGCUCAUCAACCUUGCAGCAGAAUGAUGCUUCUCUCUCGGACGACCUACAACAGAUUGAACUCUGAUCCAUCGCUGCAUGAGCAUGAGUUUCCCAUCAAACCUACAUGAUGUUGGUGUUGGAUUACGAGGAGGGCGCUAACCAGAAAUCUAUCGUCGCAACAACUACAGUCUUUCUAAACUUCUGAGGCCAGGGAGGCCUUAAUGUCAUACAUAUAGUGGCAUCCUUCUACAUGGAAGCAUGUGGGCGCCAUGUACAGAUGAUUUGUUGAUUUAUCGAUCUCAUACGGUUUUUGCAUAAGAGAAAUAUAUGAACAAAAAGGCGGUUGAUCUUUUCUUUUUU